AUGUUUCCUUUAGUGUUCUCCGACGUACGAAGUGAAGUUCCGAACACACACGAUAGAGCUAGAUUACCCUCCAUAAUGAAGCGACGUCUAGAUCUUCAUGAAAAACGCCACCUUCUUCAUCCCGAUGAUGAGGUGUUCGAGGAAACUUUUGUGCUUGACCCAUUAUCUCCCCUUCCGCCUGAACGUCGACCAUCACAUAAACAGUCCGAAGAUGUCUUCGUAGAACCUGAGCACAAAAAACGAAGAAGGCGGGGGAGACGUCGAUCCGGAAGCUUCACGGGAGGUGUAUGGCCAAGAAAAGGUGUUAGGUCGUUACUCGGAUACGCUAUUCCACCCCCAAAUGUACAUUCUACUGAUUGGAGGGAUAUGUUGGCGAUCACAGAAACCCAGGAUUCGGCACGGGAGAAAGGAAGUGAGGCAAACUCGAGGAAGGUCAGCGAGCCCCACGCUGAAGUAUUUCCGCCCUUGCCGCCCUUGUUUAGUCAGAUGCGAUUUUCCGAGUCCGAUCUGUCACUCAACAGAGCUCACUGGAUCACGGAGACUUUUACCCGGCGAGAAUGCGCAAAAUUUGUUCCAACCAAUAAAUACCCUGAAAAAUGCGGUUGUGGUCGUCUUCGAUCUGCGCACAUCGAUAUUCCUUCGCUGACCAGUUCGUUUCUUAACCAUCGUGGUGGUGAUUUACUGAACAAGAAGAGAGAUCCUGGCAGCGAUCAGAAUGCGGCUGAAGAAAAUGAAGCGCCGCGACAUCGUGGCCGACGAACCGGUAAGCUUGGUGAACGAUGGAGCUUGAAAAAACAUACCAUCUCCCUACCUACGAAUGCCUUCGGAACGAUAGAGUUCCAAGGUGGGCCUCAUCCACACAAAGCACAAUAUGUUCGUCUAGGAUUCGAUACUGAUCCUGCAUUGAUCAUGUCCAUUUUUGAGGAGAUAUGGGAGAUUUCUCCUCCGAAGUUAAUUAUUACUGUUCACGGAGGCACCAAUAAUUUCGACCUACAACCAAAACUAGCCCGAGUAUUCCGCAAAGGUUUGUUAAAAGCAGCAAUGACGACCGGGGCGUGGAUUAUUACCAGUGGGGUGGACACAGGUGUGGUACGUCAUGUGGCUGCAGCAUUUGAAGGUGCCAGCUCCAGCUCUCGGAAUAAAGUGGUGUGUAUUGGAAUAUCGCCAUGGGGGCUGCUGAAAAAGAGGGACGAAUUGAUUGGCGAGGACGUGUGCGUACCGUAUUAUCCGUUCUCUAGCAAAACCAGAUUCACCACAUUAAAUAACCGACACUCAUACUUCCUUCUUGCGGAUAACGGCAGUGUUGGGAGGUAUGGAGCUGAAGUUAUUCUCCGGAAGCGCCUAGAAACCUACAUUGCUCAGAAACAAAAGAUCUCAGGUGGUUCAAGAAGUGUCCCUGUGGUCUGCGUGGUACUGGAAGGAGGCAGUUGUACUAUACGAUCUGUGCUGGAUUAUGUUACAAAUGUACCACGUGUGCCAGUAGUUGUUUGUGAUGGCAGUGGGCGAGCAGCGGAUUUGCUGGCGUUCGCUCACCAAACCGUCAGAGAAGAUGGCUCUUUACCCGAUGGUGUUCGUCCACAAUUGGCCGAGUUAGUUCAGCGUGUUUUUGAUUGUGGAGGUCCGACAGCUGACAAAGUAGUGACUGAGCUGAUCAUGUGUACGCAGCAAAAACAUCUGAUGACGGUAUUUCGGUUGGGUGAGAAAGGUGGACAAGACGUUGAUCACGCCAUCCUCAGUGCUCUUUUAAAGGGUCAAAAUCUGUCUCCUGCUGAUCAGCUAGCUCUUGCCCUGGCGUGGAGCCGUGUUGACAUAGCUCGUUCUGAUAUUUUCACAUCAGGACAGGAGUGGCCACAGUCCGCGCUGCACAGUGCGAUGAUGGAAGCACUCAUAAAUGAUAGAGUCGAUUUCGUACGAUUACUGCUAGAAAACGGUGUAAACAUGCAACGAUUCCUCACCAUAAGUCGUUUAGAAGAUCUCUACAAUACGGAUAAAGGACCACCGAAUACUCUGUACUAUAUUAUUAGGGAUGUUGUGAAAGUGCGGCAAGGAUACCGAUACAAAUUGCCUCAUAUCGGUCUAGUUAUCGAAAAAUUGAUGGGAAAUGCUUACAAAUCAUCGUACACCACUUCCGAGUUUCGAUCUAAGUACAGCGCUUUUAUGAAGAAAUUCAAGGUCAAAUGUAGUGCCGGAAGAUUGAGCGGUCAGCCGAUUUGUAGCAGCGCAGGUGGAUUCACUGCUCCAGUACAAGCGGAGCCGAUUGCAGAGGGUGUUGCGGCAGCCAGCGGAAGUCGUGCAUUGUCCAAUCAUAUUCUUUGGCGAUCUGCUUUCAGGCGAGAUAAUCCAAUGGUGAUGCGACCGACAAACAUAGGCGAUUCACGUGAAUGUUGCAGCGAGUUUGAUGAUGAUCUUUCUAAUACGGGUGGCUCGGAUUACAAUCGUUUGAAAGAGUAUGAGUUCCGGUAUCCAUUCAGUGAGCUGCUACUGUGGGCAGUGUUAACUAAAAGACAAGAAAUGGCUAUGUGUCUUUGGCAACAUGGCGAGGAGGCACUAGCUAAGGCUCUUGUUGCAUGUCGUCUGUACAAGAGUUUAGCCACUGAAGCUGCUGAAGAUUAUCUGGAAGUGGAGAUUUGUGAUGAGCUGAGAAAGUAUGCUGAAGAAUUCCGAGUACUUUCCCUUGAGCUGCUCGAACACUGUUAUCAUCAAGACGAUGCUCAAACGCUCCAGUUGUUAACCUACGAACUUUCCAAUUGGGGUUGUCAGACUUGUCUUUCUCUUGCUGUUAUGGUCAACAAUAAGCAGUUCCUAGCACAUCCAUGUUGCCAGAUCUUAUUGGCUGAUCUGUGGCACGGAGGUUUGCGAAUUCGAAGUCAUUCUAACCUGAAAGUUUUAUGCGGACUGCUUUUUCCGUUCUCUAUUUUUAUGUUGGAAUUUAAAACGAGGGAAGAACUUCUCAAGCAACCUCAGACAGCGGCGGAACAUGAACAAGAUCUGAACGAAAGCAGCAGUUCGUCAAGCUCCAGUUCGAGCUCGUCCGAUGAUUCAAGCUCAAGCAGCUUUGACGAUGAAGAGGAAGAGGAAAAAGGAGAUAUCGAAAAGGAACAAAAAAGAAGCCGUCGCGUUUCACAUGGCAGCGUGCAGUCGCUUAACAUCACAUCUCUUUUUCACAGUCGAAGACGAAGGAAGCAUGCUAAGGACGGACGAGAGACAGAUGCGAGUGAAGCAGGGAAGCCGGAUCGACCUGAGUACGGUACGUUCCGAGUUUCAUCGAUUGUGGGAUCUUCGCCAACACCACCGCCUUAUGGCAGUAAAAAACUACGUUCACGACUCCCGUCCUACCGCCUCAAUGGAGUUGUCCCUUUUGAUGGAAUCCGGAAGAAUUCUAUCUAUGGUUCUGCAAACGGAUUGGCUAGAAAUCGUGGAUCUGUUGCUGUGACGAAGCAAAGUGACGACCCUUUCAACAAUCGGCCAGGAUUUCUGAUGACAGUAGGAGCCAAUUUACCUCGAAUGCGACCAAUCAAAAUUCGUCGACGAUUAUACGAGUUUUAUGCGGCGCCGAUCACUACCUUCUGGGCGUGGACAUUGUCGUUCUGCUUGUUUUUAUGUGCUCUCACUUAUGUUCUUCUCAUCCGUACUCCUCCUGAACCGUCCUGGUUGGAGUGGUUGCUGUUCGCGUAUGUAAUAGCUUUUGGAAUAGAGCACUUUAGGAAGUUUUUGAUGUCGGAAAUGGAGCCUAUAGGACAAAAAUUCAAAUAUUUCUUCUACAACUACUGGAAUACUGUAACUACGGUGGCAGUCGUAUCAUAUAUAGUUGGUUUCGGUAUGCGAACUUUUGGUGUGAGAGAAACUGGACGUGUUGUUUUGGCGUGUAAUUCCGUUUUAUGGACAAUGAAACUUCUUGAUUACAUGAGCGUCCAUCCACGACUAGGUCCUUAUAUCACGAUGGCUGGCAAGAUGAUUUUAAAUAUGUCAUACAUAAUAGUGAUGCUGGUUGUGUCUCUACUAGCGUUUGGCCUUGCCCGUCAGUCAAUUACGUAUCCUAAUGAGGACUGGCACUGGUUAUUGGUCCGAAACCUUUUCUAUAAACCAUAUUUUAUGCUAUAUGGUGAGGUAUAUGCUGAUGAAAUCGACACAUGUGGUGAUGAAGCAUGGGAUUCGCAUCUUGAGAAAGGUGUGCCAAUAACAAAUAGCACUUCCGGCUCCACUUGUGUACCUGGAUAUUGGAUUCCACCUGUGUUGAUGACGUUUUUUCUAUUGGUCGCCAACAUCUUGCUUAUGAGCAUGUUAAUUGCAAUAUUUAAUCAUAUUUUCGACCAAACCGACGAAAUUGCUCAACAAAUUUGGCUUUUCCAGCGAUACCGCCAGGUGAUGGAAUACGAGAGCACUCCAUUUGUACCUCCGCCAUUCACUCCUCUGUCACAUGCGGUAUUGGUGGUUCGCUAUGUGAAAUGGAAACUUUGCACCACUCGAGACGAAAAAGAUCCAGAUGGAAAUCGUCAGAAGAAACUGUUUGAUUUCAGCCUCAAACUUUUCCUUAACGCCGACCAAGUGGAAAAAUUGCACGAUUUCGAAGAAGAUUGCAUGGAUGAUUUAGCCAGAGCAAAAGAGCACCGUCAGCGAACCAGCAACGAGGAUCGAAUACUGCGUACUGCUGAACGAACCGAUCUAAUUCUCAACCGAUUAAAUGAUAUUGCUCUGAAAGAGGUGAACACAAGAGAAACUGUUACCGAGUUGGACAACAGGCUGAUCGCUAUCGAGAAAACUCAAAUUCUCGACUGCCUUCGUACGUUUAUGUCCGCUCAUAUUCCUGCUUCUCCUGUUCCUGAAAAUCGCACGUACUUUGAACCUGUCCUUGUUGUAUCGGACACAGGUUCUGCAGAGGGUCUCGCCCCAUUGGCUCCUGUACAACGUAGGCAGCGUACGAAUACAGUGUGUGGCACCGGUCAACAAGGCUCCACCGACGAUCCGACGCUAUUGUCUCCCCGACCAUACGAUAGAAAAUGCGGAAGCAUGCUGUCCCUUGAUCCACCUCUGCCAACACCGUCAAAAAUUAGUAAUGUGCGGCGACGUCAUGAGGAAUACACAACGAUCACGGAUUCGAUUUCCAUUCACCGAAAUGAUAGAGGUUUGAGACAAGGACGUUCUCAUUCUACUGAUCAUCAGGAUUCUGCACCUCACAGCGAGGACGAAGCUGAAUCACACGAUGAAAGAGAGUCAUUAUCACGGCAAAAAAGAUCUGCUGACAGAAGAACGAUGGAUGAUGCGGAACACUCACGAUUAAUUGAAGAAGAAGAAUUGGCGGAUUGUGAAUUGACUGACGUUAUUUCCGAUGUUGACGAUGGUGAAGUUCAUAUAACUGAAGAAGAGCAUGAAUUGGAUCUUCACGAUAGCUUCGAUGACUCAAAGGGUGGUAUCACUUUCUCUGUAGUAAAUGAGCAGGAAUCUCCUCACCUCCAAAGUCCCUCCUCAAGCGCUGCAUAG
Molecule: messenger RNA, 5478 nt
Organism: Necator americanus (New World hookworm)
Lineage: Eukaryota; Metazoa; Nematoda; Chromadorea; Rhabditida; Ancylostomatidae
Exons: 53
Coding region: 1-5478 (1825 amino acids)
Biological process (GO): monoatomic cation transmembrane transport; metal ion transport
Cellular component (GO): plasma membrane
Molecular function (GO): monoatomic cation channel activity
Source: RefSeq, a predicted model, not a curated record